Molecule: messenger RNA, 801 nt
Organism: Besnoitia besnoiti
Lineage: Eukaryota; Apicomplexa; Conoidasida; Eucoccidiorida; Sarcocystidae
Product: EF hand domain-containing protein
Exons: 5
Coding region: 1-801 (266 amino acids)
Cellular component (GO): cytoplasm
Molecular function (GO): calcium ion binding
Source: RefSeq, a predicted model, not a curated record
AUGGAGACGAAUCAGCCGCGGGAGUUAGAGGAGGAGGCCUCCAGGGAUCUUGGCAGUCCCCGGGGCUCUGUGCCAACAGAUUCUGAGAUCGCUGAGGGCGUGUGCGAGUCCGCUUCAAUCGAAGACGAAAACAGCUAUCCGGCACGGACUGCAGACAGUUCUGAUUGUACUGCCAUUGCCGGGGAAGCAUCAACAAGGGCUCAAGUCCUGACAGGGGAUAAAAGGACAACCAUUGGUCCGGGGGCAGGCCUCGGCGGCAUUUUCAGCGGGCAAAGCCUGCUGACCGACGAGCAAGUAGCAACGGCGCGAUCCCUUUUCAAGGAACUCGACGCUCGAUCGACCGGUAUCCUGAAUCCUGGCCAGAUCCCCACAUUGCUUACCAUACUCGGGUACAGGGUAACAGAAGAAGAGAUGCAUCACGCGCUGAAUGAGUACGAUGCGGAGUACGAAAACGGCCUCAACGAAGACGACGUGAUCCGACUCAUCGAGGAAAUGGAGACCAAUGCUUUCCAGAAGAAACAGUUGCUUGAAGCCUUCGCUUUGAUGGACGUAGAUAGCAGCGGCAUUAUUGAAGUUGCAAGACUUCAGGCCUUGCUCUGUGGUGCCGAAGGCGGGGGGGCAGACGAUGUCCCAGAUCCCCUCUCUGAGAGUGAAUUUGCCUACUUCAUGCUGGAGGCGCGGGCAAUGAAAGACGGUCGGUUCGACUACAAAAAAUUUGUCAACGACCUGCUUUUCUCGAAAGUCCCGAUUGAGCCAGUUGGGGGCAGGACAAAAGGGAAAGGGAAGAAGAAAAAGAAGUAG